Messenger RNA from Sander lucioperca (pikeperch), 3535 nucleotides. It is a transcript of the gene ctnnal1, whose product is annotated as catenin (cadherin-associated protein), alpha-like 1. Gene Ontology annotation, biological process: Rho protein signal transduction; cell adhesion. Gene Ontology annotation, molecular function: actin filament binding; cadherin binding. Lineage: Eukaryota; Metazoa; Chordata; Actinopteri; Perciformes; Percidae. The record is from RefSeq and is a predicted model, not a curated record. Bases 299 to 2569 code for a protein of 756 amino acids. The transcript is spliced from 19 exons.
GCGUGCUGUGGUGCGUGUGUGUGGUUGCCCACAGUGGUGUGCUGCAGUCCGCUCCCUGCCGUUGAGUAAACUACAUGGACAUUAGCGGGAGCAGCGGCACAACCACCGAGCCAAAGUGGAUUAAAACAGCGUGCGUGCGUAGAAAGCCACUCGAUAAACGACUCUGGAAUCAAGUUAGAAAUCCUGGUGUGCAAUAGCAGGUCCGUUACACCAGUUUGCAACUGCGAAACAGCAAGGGAAAGGCUCUUAGUAAACCCAGUAGUGCGUUUGUGUGUCAGGCAGGAGGAGCGCGGCGGGAAUGGCUUCAUCUCCGUGCGGCAACAGUAACUUUGAUUCCGGUCUGGAAAUCAAAACUCGCUCUGUGGAGCAGACGCUUAUUCCUUUAGUAUCGCAGAUCACCACUCUGAUCAACCAUAAAGACAAGCCAAAGAAGUCAGAGCGCACCCUGGCAGCCAUACACAGGGUGGGUCAGGCAGUGAGUGUGGCUGUGGGACGUUUUGUCACUGUCGGGGAGGCCAUUGCCACAGAGAACCAAGAGCUCAAGGAUGAGAUGGGUCAAGCCUGCUUCGAGGCACGCAGAGCAGGUGAUGCCAUAGCCCAGCUGACCGAUGUGGGAUCAGCUUUGCCAUCCCAGUCAGAUGGACGUGUCACGGUGUUCAGUGAUAGGACAGGGAUGGUGAAGGCUGCCCGCUUGCUCCUCUCUUCAGUCACCAAAGUCCUUGUCCUGGCUGACCGCAUCGUCAUCAAACAGAUAAUCACAUCACGCAACAAGGUCCUGGUUACGCUCGACCAUCUGGAAAGAGUCAGCACCUUCCAGGAAUUUGUUCAGAUUUUCAGUCAGUUUGGCAACGAGAUGGUGGAGUUUGCCCACCUCACUGGAGACAGACAGAAUGACUUGAAGGAUGAGAAGAAGAAAGCACGGAUGGCAGCAGCCAGAGCAGUGCUGGAGAAAUGCACCAUGAUGCUCCUCACAGCCUCCAAGACUUGCCUGAGGCACCCAGAUUGCGAGUCAGCGCGGAUCAACAAGGACGCCGUGUUCCACCGGAUGCGCUGUGCCCUGGAGCAGGUCAUCGAGAUAGUCACAGAGGCACGGAGCUGUGGGGAGAACAAGAUCCUUCCUGCCAGCAUCUAUAACGGCAUCAAGGACUUCAAGUCCAGUGUGGAGUGCCUGCGGGAGAACCUGUACUCCCUGUCCCCCCAGAGCAUGGGCAGCCAGCUGGAGGCACUGGUGGAGCGAACAGAGGACUUUACUGAUUCAGCCUACACUAGCCACGAGCAGCGGCAGGCCAUCCUUGGUCUGUGCCAGCUGGCGCGUCAGGACACCCAGCAGCUGGUGAACGCCUGGGUUGAGGCGCAGUCUCUCCAUGCCAAAGAAGCCACAGAGGACAUGGAGGUGGCCAUCCUGAAGACAUGCCAGAGCAUCAGUGACCUCAGACGUGAGCUCCAUAAGGUGGCAGUCAUUCGUGCCUCUGACUUGCUCAAAGUUCACGGGGAGCAGUUGCCUCUACGGGCUCUCAAAGCAGCAGGUGCCGAGGGAAACCUGGAGGCGAUGGCGGAGUAUUCGCGCAAGCUCACCGAGCAGAAGGAGCAGCUGGUAGAGACGUGUCGGCUGCUGUGCCAUGUGUCGGGGACAGAGCCUCUGGAGAUUACCUGUGUACAUGCUGAGGAGACCUUCCACGUCAUUGGUCCACAGAUCAUCUCGGCAGCCCAGACGCUGGCCCUCCACCCGUCCAGUAAGAUCGCUAAAGAGAACCUGGAGGUGUUCUGCGAGGCCUGGGAGUCGCAGCUCUGUGACAUGGCCUUGCUACUGAGAGAGAUCAACGACAUUUUUGAAGGCAGGCGAGGAGACAAAAGACCCUAUUUGUCACUUCCCAGACCCGGGAAACACUCAGCUAACUUGAAGACUGCCAAGGCUGUCAAGUUGGAUGCAGAGGAGCAGACAAGCAUGGCCAAGCUGGGUCUGGAGCUCCGUCUGCUGUCGUCGGACGUGGACACAGAGGUGGAGAAAUGGGAGGAGCAGGAACACGACAUCGUCCGACAGAGCCAGAGCCUGGCCAGUAUGGCCUACAACAUGUACCUGUUCACCAGAGGAGAGGGGCUGCUGAAAACAACGCUAGAUCUUUUUCAUCAAGCUGAGGUUUUUUCUGAAGAGGGGCUCCAGCUGUGCUCAUCUCUCCGCACUUUUUCCACUCAGCUGGUUGAUGAGGAAAAGUCUGUGGUGAUGACAGAGAUGGAGAAACUGUUGGCAUUAUGCCAAAAGCUGCAGAUGGGGGCCAAAACUCCUGUACAGGGGAAGACUGCCACCUUCCAGAAGGUGGAAUCAUCCAUUCAGAUAACCAGAGGUGUCUUGACUGUGGUCCUCUCCCUCCUUUCAUUCUGCAAUAAGCUGAAUAAAAAGCACAAGUCAGAGAGGAGUAGCCUGGGUUCCCCGCAGGACUGGAGAGAGAGGCCGGAUGAGUCAACACCUGUCAAAGAGGAGGGAGCUCUCAACAGCAAGAACAGCAACGGCUUUGGCGUCAAAUCCUUGGAGCAGCACAUGGCCGGUCUCAAUCUCCUGGAGAGCAAAUAAUCCAGGAAACAGUCACCUCCUUUGUCCACUAUUCUCCCUUGGAGCAGCACAUAGCCAACCUCACCUUUCUGGAGAACAUGUAAAAUCCAGGAAAUACUUCACUCCCCUCAUCCUCAAGCACCCACCAGAGAGUGGGCUAGAGCAGUGUGGUGAAUAUGGUUGCCUCAGGUCAGUCAAAGUUUGUAUUUGCUGUCUGAAUGAUGGUUUACAAAGGAAAAAGCAGAUCCAAGCUCGCUGUGCCCAGGGGCAGUUUUAACCCAGGGUAGCUUGUUACCUGAAGCACCAGUUCCACCCCAGCCCACAAAAUGGAGACAAUCAGCCAACACUAUGAGUUUGCCAUUUGCAGUGAGCGAGGGGGCCUGACACAUGCCUGAUUUUGGAGUCACUUUUAUCAAGUCUCUGAAUACUGAGUUGAUAAACUGAUCAGAAAUCAGGAAAGAACUCCUCUUAAUGCUCAUCUUAGCCAUACAUCUGUCUUCACUGUGUGCCUCUGUGUAACUAGCCUAUUUGCUUUGUGGUGUACUGUAUACAGUGUACGUACGUGUUGCACAUAUUAGCCAAAUGGGGGGUGAAAAAAGUUAAAUGGCAGAAAACCCACCAUGCAUGAUGCCAUCAUCACCAAACCCUUGUGUUUGAGUCUCUUAUGUAUCAUAGGUUUGUAAUGUUAACACUGUAAUAUUAGAUGUAGUGGUAUUGAUCAAUGGCAUUGUAGUCAUCUCACUUGGAUAAAUAAGUAUUUUAAAAGUCAACCACUCCAUAUGAUGAAUGACUACUUUCCAUACAGUUUGCCAUGGAAUCCUAGUAACAAAAUCACAAUUUAAUGCCAAAUAUGAUUGUCUUCAUGAAGACGCUGUGAUCUUCAGCUUGCUUCUAGUGUGAAAUAUAAAGCUCUUACACCUCCAGUGCACAUCACAGGAGACUUACUUUUAUUUGGGCCUGGUUUUUCCAAAAAAAAAGUCAAUUGAU